Molecule: messenger RNA, 929 nt
Organism: Ectocarpus sp. CCAP 1310/34
Lineage: Eukaryota; Phaeophyceae; Ectocarpales; Ectocarpaceae
Source: the annotation of a GenBank genome assembly
CGUUCAGAACACGCUGAGUUUGUGAUGCCCUUGGCACAGAAACUCAGCGACACGAACUGCUUGGGAGCUACGAUUUUGUCGUGGUGGGAUUUCCUUGUGGGGCUCCUGCGCGAUAGUGUUGGCAAGGCCCCUGACUCUCGGCGGGUAGCUGCCUUCUCGAGCCAGCGGAGGCUGGUUCGCCCUCGCAUGAUGCAAGAGUUUCUGAGGGACGACCGGACUUAUGCAACUGCCGUCACGCUAGUGAAACAUGAGGAUGAAGCGGUGCGGCGACUCGGUAUCGUGUUCAAUCUUGUUGACAAGGCCACGUGGCAAUUCUUGGCGGACGAGAUCACCAAGGUGAACAUAUUGAGGGUGGAGUACCCUACUACCCGUCACCAGUAUGAGGAUGCCGCCCAGUUUGUGAAGGUGCAUCCCGGGCUGAAAGGGUUGGAAAGGGAGGUGGACAGGAGAAACGUUAAAUGGCGAGGUCUUAGUCUCAUCGUUGCCGACGCAUCGUUCUUCGAGUUCGUGUACACGCUGGAGGACGGGUACCUUCACGCGCUCAAGCAACCGGCGCUGUUUGCCACAUACCAAGGUGACCUUCCCGCCAAGAUAUUGGAGGUCGUGUCUAGCGCCACGCCGGUGAAGAUGGCUUUUCGCCGCUGUGUAGAUUCUAUUCGGAAGGAAGCCGGGAAGGGAAUAGUCAUGCGUAGCUAUGGUGUGCUUUUCGACUUGAACAUACUGAAGUGGCACAACAUGCUCAUGGCCGACUACGCGAAGAAAUUGUCCAACGCUCAAAAAGUUGUGAAGCAGAGGAAGGACAAAAGUGCAGAAAAGGGGGGCGAUAAGGGUGCCUUGAGGGAAAGGCUCAAGUCGAUGGUGAACAAAAAGACCGGGGUUAGGACCGAGACUCGUAUGACCUGAAUCAUAUCUACAUCGACAAUUUGGGC